Molecule: messenger RNA, 279 nt
Organism: Ustilaginoidea virens
Lineage: Eukaryota; Fungi; Ascomycota; Sordariomycetes; Hypocreales; Clavicipitaceae
Exons: 2
Coding region: 1-279 (92 amino acids)
Source: RefSeq, a predicted model, not a curated record
AUGUUCUGGCAUGCUGCAUCAACUAUCGGACGAGAUGGAUUCAUAUACCCCACAGACUACACAGACCACACAGACCGCACAGACAAGGGCCGUCAUGUGCUGGCUGGCCAGCUUCCCUUUCAACCAGCUCUGGUGCUACCGGCUCCGUUCGGCUGUUGCGAAGACUCAAGAGUCGAGACCCCAAGAGUCAAACAAACACGUCAAAGCAAUAGAAAAAGCGCGAGACUUUCAAACAGGGAAGCGUCAACUGGUUCGAGAAAAAUAAAGACACUACAGUGA